UUUUAUUCAUGGAUUUUGUCAAUCAUCACUGGUGCUGUGAAGCUGCGAUUCCCAUACUUCUAGUAAAGCUAAUCCAUUGACAAUUCCCAUGUAUUUCAAUGUUCAUACAUACAGACUCCGCAUAUUUUAUUUUAGUACUCAUCCUCCUUUCAUACGCCGAAACAAGCCUAUAAAUAUGUGAAACGGCCAUUGAAGGAGAUGGGGUUCGCAGCUGUAGGGUAGAGGAUAAAUAAAAUGGGCUUUCAGAAGUUCUAUUGGUACUCUCUUCUUCUUGCUGUAUUGGGCUUCUUGUUGUUGAAUGCAGUAGUUCUCUGUAAUGGAGGGAUUACAAGUGGUUUUGUGAGGAAGCCUGAGAAAACUGUUGAUAUGUUCGUUGACAGUGAUGUCUUCCGUGCCCCUUCUGGUUAUAAUGCUCCUCAACAGGUGCAUAUAACACAAGGAGAUCAUGUGGGGAAAGGGGUAAUAGUGUCUUGGGUUACCAUGGAUGAAGCUGGUUCAAGCAGAGUCCUGUAUUGGACUGAGAAGAGCAAGCUCAAGAGCAAAGCCGAGGGAUUAGUUGUUACCUAUAAAUUCCACAAUUAUACUUCUGGUUACAUUCAUCACUGCGCCAUAAACAAUUUGAAGUUCAAUACAAAGUACUACUAUGAAGUAGGGAUUGGACACACAACAAGAACUUUCUGGUUUACUACUCCCCCGGAGGUUGGCCCAGAUGUCGCAUAUACAUUUGGUGUAAUAGGGGAUCUUGGCCAGAGUUAUGAUUCGAACAAGACUCUUGCUCAUUAUGAAUUAAACCCCAGAAGAGGGAAAACGGUGUUGUUUGUUGGGGAUCUCUCUUAUGCAGAUAACUAUCCAAACCAUGAUAAUGUUAGGUGGGAUACAUGGGGAAGGUUCGUUGAGAGAAGUGCUGCCUAUCAACCUUGGAUAUGGACUGCAGGAAAUCACGAGAUCGAUUUUGCCCCUGAAAUUGGUGAAGUAAUGCCAUUUAAGCCUUUUACCCAUCGUUACCAUGUUCCUUAUAAAGCUUCAGACAGUAGCACUCCCCUCUGGUACUCAAUUAAGAGAGCUUCAGCGUACAUCAUUGUCCUGUCUUCAUAUUCGGCAUAUGGUAAAUACACUCCUCAAAACCAAUGGAUUGAGGCAGAGUUUCCAAAAGUAAACAGGCACGAGACACCAUGGUUAAUUGUUCUUAUGCAUGCCCCGUGGUAUAACAGCUAUGGCUAUCAUUACAUGGAAGCAGAAACUAUGAGAGUGAUGUAUGAGCCGUGGUUUGUAAAAUACAAAGUUGAUGUUGUGUUUUCUGGUCACGUUCACGCCUAUGAAAGAUCGGAACGUGUAUCCAACAUUGCUUACAACAUUGUGAAUGGUAUCUGCACUCCUAGAAGGGACAAAUCUGCCCCUGUAUACAUAACCAUUGGUGAUGGUGGAAAUAUUGAAGGCUCGGCCACUGACAUGACGGAGCCACAGCCACAUUAUUCAGCUUUCCGUGAGGCCAGUUUUGGUCAUGCCAUUUUUGAGAUUAAGAACCGGACGCAUGCUUAUUACACAUGGCACCGUAAUCAGGAUAGCUAUGCUGUAGAAGCUGAUUCUUUAUGGUUUUUCAACCGAUACUGGCACCCGGUUGAUGAUUCGACGAGCACCCGAUGAUGAUGAUGACGAGGAGGAGGAGGAGGUUAAGUCCAAAAAGAUUGGCCGUACCCCUCCUAGCAUUCCUUUCUUCUUGUAAUGCCCCUUUUUCUCUGCUGAUUUUUCUUCACAAUUGUGUUGUAGUUUUGGAAACAAAAUACUCCAAUUAUCCCAAGGAUGAAGUUUUCUACUCUUCACAAGGGAGUUAGCUUCUGUCCCACUUGCUAGAAGAUCGUCAUAUUUCAACAAGCAACCAGAAGGCUGGAAGCCUUCCUGCAUUGACAUGGAGCCAUUCCCGUCUGCUAGAUAAUAGAUAUCAUCUCUGUAGUGGUUUUGUUUGGGAGAUUAAGAAUGGUGUUAUGUUCCUGUGCAUGAUGAUGGCCAUUUUCACUUCAUCUGUUGCAAAAUAAGCUAUUGACCUAUGAAAUCUCCAUUUCCAUGUUGAUACGUGAGCUGUGGGACGGUAAAAUGUUUGUGAUCCUUGCUGUAAUCAUUACUACUGUUAUGGGUGGCUCUGAAAAACGAGUAGGAAUGUGGAUUUGUGAUUUUUAC
This is a messenger RNA of Diospyros lotus (date-plum), 2175 nucleotides long. RefSeq names its product purple acid phosphatase-like. The record is from RefSeq and is a predicted model, not a curated record. The coding region runs from base 235 to 1644 and encodes 469 amino acids. Gene Ontology annotation, molecular function: metal ion binding; acid phosphatase activity. NCBI's taxonomy places the organism in Eukaryota, Viridiplantae, Streptophyta, Magnoliopsida, Ericales, Ebenaceae. The transcript is spliced from 8 exons.